Amphibalanus amphitrite is the source of this 1274-nucleotide messenger RNA. RefSeq names its product dynein axonemal light chain 1-like. The transcript is spliced from 5 exons. The coding region runs from base 96 to 638 and encodes 180 amino acids. NCBI's taxonomy places the organism in Eukaryota, Metazoa, Arthropoda, Thecostraca, Balanomorpha, Balanidae. Gene Ontology annotation, molecular function: protein kinase binding. Gene Ontology annotation, cellular component: cytoplasm. The record is from RefSeq and is a predicted model, not a curated record.
UGAGUGAAGCGAGUGAAGAGGAAAGCGCGGGAGAUAGGGCCUUGGCGUCAGAGCAUAUUGCUUUGAUUUUGAUAUCGCUGAUCUGCGCGACAAGUAUGAUGAUAAAGGAGGCACUUCGGCUGUGGGAGGAGAAGACUGGCAAAAAGGCAGCUGAAUCCGCCGAGGUCAAGCUGAACGGCAUGUUCCCCUCGAUCGAGAAGAUGGACUCGGCGCUCAAUCAGCUCGUCUGCUGCCAGAAACUGUCGCUUUCAACCAACGCCAUUGAAAAAAUUGCAAACCUGAAUGCCCUCAAGAACCUGAAGAUACUCUCCUUGGGACGGAAUUGCAUCAAAAGUUUUACUGGCCUAGAGGUCGUUGCUGAUACAUUGGAAGAACUCUGGAUCUCUUACAAUAAUAUAGAACGAAUGAAAGGGAUCAACGCACUUAGAAAACUUGCUGUCUUGUACAUGUCAAAUAACAUCGUCAAAGAUUGGUCGGAGUUCACAAAGCUGAACGAGCUGCCGAAUUUGGUCGACCUUGUCUUUGUGGGGAACCCGCUGGAGGAGAGGUACGCAGCGGAGGGUACCUGGCGAGAAGAGGCCAUCAAGAGGCUACCCAGCAUCAAGCGCCUGGAUGGGGCUCCAGUUAUAAUGCACUGAUCCGACCCACGACACGUUGGAUUCAUGGAAGACAUCUCUGACAGUACUUUACUUUUCAUAUGCAAGGGACGCUUCACUGAACGUCAGAUGGUGAACGUUUAGGUAAACAUAGAUGAGCGUUUCAUUUGCAAUGUGUUUUAUUUACUCGAUGUCGAGACUAUUGUGUUCUUUGUUAUUUAAAUCUCUCAGGUCGCUUAUUGAAGAAAUGUUUUAACUACGUAGUUGGGAGCUUUAGAACACGAAGUGAGUUGGCUCGUCGUUCAGGUUGUCUUGUGGAAUGCGGUACGUUAUAUCGAAAGUACAUACCUACCACUUUUUGAUGUUGUGCUUAUGCCUCCUUCGAUUUCAGCAAAGCUUUUGAAGACGACCAAUUUUGAGACGGUGGAAUGUCCCUAGACUUGCCGAAUGUAUUAUGAUUUAUGAAGGCCGCUGCAGAGUCGAAUUUAUUAUUUGUCACAUCUGUACCAUUUGCUAUUGUAUUUGACCAUGACGCCGAUAUAUAAUGCCAUAAAAUGUGCCGUUCAGCUGUUUGACAAUCCACGCGCAGUUCGAUCUAUAUAUUGCGAAGGCAUGUGAAUGAAGCUGAACGCAUCUGUAGACGGUCACCCCGAAUGAAAUACAUUGUGUUCAUUGUAA